Molecule: messenger RNA, 577 nt
Organism: Chelonoidis abingdonii (Abingdon island giant tortoise)
Lineage: Eukaryota; Metazoa; Chordata; Testudines; Testudinidae
Product: ras-related protein Rab-18
Molecular function (GO): GTPase activity; GTP binding
Source: RefSeq, a predicted model, not a curated record
GACUAGACUAGACUAGCCUGCGCAAGGAGGUGAGAGUUGGGGUCGGCCAGGCUCACUCGGGAUGGACAAGGACAUACUGACCACGCUGAAGAUUCUCAUCAUCGGCGAGAGCGGCGUCGGCAAGUCCAGCCUUCUGUUGCGGUUCACAGAUGAUACAUUUGACCCAGAACUUGCAGCAACAAUUGGUGUUGACUUCAAGGUGAAAACAAUUUCAGUUGAUGGAAAUAAAGCUAAACUGGCAAUAUGGGAUACUGCAGGUCAGGAGUGGUUCAGAACAUUAACGCCCAGCUACUAUAGAGGAGCACAUGGUGUUAUCCUAGUUUAUGAUGUCACAAGAAGAGACACCUUUGUCAAACUGGACAAUUGGCUAAAUGAAUUGGAGACAUACUGCACAAGGAAUGACAUAGUUAAAACGUUAGUUGGAAACAAGACUGAUAAGGAAAACCGUGCAGUUGACAGGAAUGAAGGUCUCAAAUUUGCAAGAAAACAUUCCAUGUUGUUCAUAGAGGCAAGUGCAAAAACAUGUGAUGGUGUUCAGUGUGCCUUUGAAGAACUUGAAGAGAAGGGGGAUAGUUAA